CCAGCCACCCCACAGCAAUUGCCAUGGCCGCCGAAACCAUCCCACGCCCCGCCGCCUUUUCCGCGCCACCCCGCCCACCUCCUCCACCCCCCGCGCGCACGCUCGUCCGUGGGACCUCGCCGCCCACGUCCCCGCUCUUCUCCCCCUCUCGCGCUCGCAAAAACCGGCCGCCAACUCCCCCACGAUGCCACCCACGCCGCCGGUGGUUGCCGCCCCAAAUCCACCUCGCCCCGGCCUCCCCGUCGCCCCCGAGCGCUAUAAAACUCCUCCCCGCACUCCCCUCGCUCGUUUCCCCCAUUUACCCGAGCCCGCCGUGCCCUCCAUUGCUCUCCCCACGCUGCUCCUGUGCGCCGCUGCUCCCCGGCGAUCUCCAGCCGCCCCUCACCACCGCUCUAGCCACCUCCGCACUGCGUCGCCGCCACCGCUAGCUUCGCCACUCCGAGCUGCACGCCGUCCGCCGCUCCACUCCCCUAAUCCGCCACCGAAACCCCACCGCCACCACACCACCCGAACCGCCACCAUAGCAGCCGCCUCCAGUCACCUCUCGCCGCCGUCCCGGUCCACCCCGUGCUGCGUCUCGCCUUCCUCAGCACCGCAGCAAUCGUGUGCAGCCCGGCCGCCCCUUUUCAUUCGCCAAAGGUCGCUGGAACCCCGCUUCCUCAGCCCAAGAUCGAGGCCGAGCCCGUCCGCCCCUUCCCGAGUGCCGCCCGUCGCCGGAGCUCCGUCUUGCCGUCUUCCCGAGGAGCCCCGCCGCCGUUGUUCCUUGCCGCCGGCCGCCCCUUCCGCCGGCCGCCGCUCGGUGGGCAUCUCCCCUCCAACCCCUCGCCUCCCCCUGCUACCUCCCGGCUGUGCCGCCGCGCCGGUGGUCGCCGCCCCCCGGCCGGCCGGCCGGCCGGUGAGCCAAUUCCCGCUCGCCCGUGGCCGCCCGAUUCACCCCGGGUGGAUAUGGGCCGUCCACGUGGCCCUCCCCGAGCCGCUCGGCGUCGCCGCCCCUGUGGCAUCACGUCGGCACCACCUCGUCCUCCCCGUCCCGCGUGGCCACCACGUGGUGCGCCCGCCGGCAUCGCGCGCGUGGACCGAGUCCACCGUGCGCCCAUCCCUUUGAGCCACCGAUAGGUGGGACCCGCUUGUCGGUGCCACCUAUUCCCCUU
Molecule: messenger RNA, 1151 nt
Organism: Oryza sativa Japonica Group (Japanese rice)
Lineage: Eukaryota; Viridiplantae; Streptophyta; Magnoliopsida; Poales; Poaceae
Source: RefSeq, a predicted model, not a curated record